AUAACAAGUUUCACAUCAAGGUAGGUCAAGGAAAAAUUUUAUAUAGGCAUUUCGUAAAAUAGGCAAGCGUUUUAACGUCCUGCUGCAUCCAGAGCUCCUCAAAUCCUGGUCUUGGGUUGGUUGUGAAUCCAGGGGACAUUAGCCAUCGCAAGUUGGACAUAUAAUCAUAUGUAGACAAUGUUUUAGAUUGUUACAGGGCAGGGGGCUUGGCCGGUGGUCAGCGGCUGUUGAAUAUAGUUAUCGUUGAUAUAAUAAACCUUCUUUUCAAAGUCCAAAGCAUCUGGUCAAUGAUACCUUAACCCUGAUCUUUCCAUCUUUGUUUCCCCUCAAUUCUCUGUUGGCAUCUUUUGACCGUCUCCAAGCAAUGUUCUCGCUUCUAGCUGUUGUCUGCUAGCUUCCAUUCUCCCUAAUAUGAUAUACCGUUAAGCCACUUGACAUGCCAGCAACCAGUGAAUCUGUAAGAUACGGCAUAGAAUUUUGUCAAAGCUGUCUUUCCUCAUCAGCGAUUAAACUAUGCUUUCAGUCGUAAAUGACAUCCAAAACCGCCAAACUACAUGGAGCUUUUCUUCUAUCGGUUUGAUCUCAAUUUACAAGUAAAUUACUACUAGUAGUAUUUUUUAAAGCAGCCUUCCAAAUUUGGGGAUUCUGAUAAAAUAAAACCUUGUUGGAGUAGUUCAACUUGAAAUAAAGAAUGGGAUAAAAUCAAAGCAAUGCUUCAUUGACAAUGUCAAAAUCAGAAGCAUAUUUAUUAAACCAUAACAUUUUAAUGAAUCAAAGAUCUAUUAUAGGUCUCAAGUGGGUGGGGUAACAUCGAUAAACACCAGUUUUUUCCAUCCCAGACACGUUCAACCAACAGGAGCUUAUCCUUCUGAGUCAUUCCUUGUUUCAGAAGGCAAUGGCUUCUUUCUCAGUAGAAGAUUUUGUUGGCAAUGGGGUUCUGAAGGAAUUGCUUCCAAAAUUAUUGGAAGAAGGUUGGGAUGACGUCCCAACCUUAAAGAUCAUGAACUCAGAGGACAUGGAUGCAAUCAACAUGUCACAGCAUCAAAAGGAUGCUCUGGAAAUCAGAACAUACCUUCAUGAUCGUGCACUGCUCCAAUAUGGAGAUAGGCUAGAGGCCUCCAGGAAAAUCCUGCCUGAGCUCCUUGACUUAAGCACUAAGGAUCUAUCUUCACAGUUUGGCAUGAAGAGGGGGCACAUCGCACGCUUCACGGAUAGAACCAAUCCAUGUGCAGAUCCUCUGCCCAAAUCAUAUGGCCUCACUGCAAGGAAAGUCACUGGUACACCAUCCAGAAAUAAUAGCAUCUACAAGCAUUUCGCAACUGUCAAUUCCAAUAAGAUGCAAAAUACAGCAAAAUCCUUUGGCAGGAGCAGCACAAACAAUAAGAGGUCGCUGGGAGAAUCACUCGCUGAUUUCAAAAUUAAAGACGGAUACAUCUUUAAAGGGAUUGUUGCUGCAGGACCAGCUGAGCCUCGAGCCUGUGGUUGUGUACAACCUCCUCCUGUGGUUGACAAUGUUGCGCCUUACUCUGCUAUCGGAAACAUAUCAGUUCAGAAAUUAACUCCUGCGUAUAAGAUUGGGAUGGAGCGUUUGGUGACGUCGAAGACUCCACCAAUGAAAGCUUCAGAAUUAUGGCGGGAUAAGCCAGCUGUGCUCCUCUGCAUUCGACGACCUGGGUGCAUCAUGUGCAGAGCUGAAGCUCACCAGCUCUAUGCCAAAAAGCCAAUAUUUGAUGCACUAGGAGUGCAAAUAUUUGCAGUUCUUCAUGAGCAUAUAGAAUCAGAGGUAAAAGACUUCUGGCCCCGCUAUUGGGGUGGGGUUGUAAUUUUUGAUCGUGCUAUGGGAUUUUUCAAAGCUCUUGGAGGUGGGAAAUUACUCAAGGAUAAGUUCCUAUCAGGAUUUGUAUUCAACCCCCGGGCUAUUGCAAAUUACAAACGUGCAAAAGCUACGGGAAUAGAGCAAAACUUCAAAGGAGAAGGUGAAAUCAAGGGUGGGCUUUUUAUAGUUGGCCAAGGAGGAACUGGCAUUGCUUACCAAUUUAUUGAGAGGAAUUUUGGGGAUUGGGCUCCUGUAGCUGAAGUUAUCGAGAUCUGUACUCGAUUGCAGAACCAAGAGCUAGAUCAAGGAGCUUCUAGCAAAUCCCCUCAAGAAUUCGAGUGAAGUGGUUUCUUGAAUUCAUCAUACAAUAAACUCUCUAUCCUUACCAGCAUAAACGGAGUCUAAUUAUCUGAGUCUUUAACAUCGCUUGUAAUAACCUCUAUGGCUUGUAUUAGUAUGAAAUUUAGCAAACCACGUUUUUAAAUUUUAAACAUAAUAUAGGUUACAUACAAGAAAUAAUGCCCAUAUGGAUAUAAUUUGGCUUCUCUGGAUUGUAAUACCUUCUAUGGCUUGUAUCAGAAGAAAUUUGGCAACAGCAAAUACCAUGCAAAAUAAAAUGAAAUUAAGCAGUACACCGGAAUUUAAUGAG
Messenger RNA from Theobroma umbraticum, 2465 nucleotides. RefSeq lists its product as uncharacterized. NCBI's taxonomy places the organism in Eukaryota, Viridiplantae, Streptophyta, Magnoliopsida, Malvales, Malvaceae. The record is from RefSeq and is a predicted model, not a curated record.